This is a messenger RNA of Manihot esculenta (cassava), 1977 nucleotides long. RefSeq lists its product as uncharacterized. Gene Ontology annotation, biological process: proteolysis. NCBI's taxonomy places the organism in Eukaryota, Viridiplantae, Streptophyta, Magnoliopsida, Malpighiales, Euphorbiaceae. Gene Ontology annotation, molecular function: ATP-dependent peptidase activity; ATP binding; metalloendopeptidase activity. The transcript is spliced from 6 exons. The record is from RefSeq and is a predicted model, not a curated record. Bases 784 to 1809 code for a protein of 341 amino acids.
GCCAAAUUUUGAUAAAAAAAAAAGAGUAGGGAGGCCAAAUGAUUUCCCGUGCCAUGGCUUCUAUCAGUUUCAAUCUUCUUUUUUAUCAUGGCGGAAUUGGGAUCUUUUUUUCUAAUGCAGCCUAUCCAUCACACUUGGAUAGCUAUGCUCGGUUGCUUUGGUCAAAUGAUUCUUAGUUCACCCAAAUCAUUCAUGUCCCAGUAUGACAUCUGUGUACAUCAUACCUAACCUUGUCAACAGUAAACAAUAAAAUUCCCACGAAAGUAUCUUUGUGUGAACGAGAGACAUAGAUCCGCCUGGCUGCGCGAAGCUACUGGGGCCCUUUGGCUUGUCUUGCACUUGCUAGACGGGGGAGACCUCUCUCGGAAUUGGAUUUCAAUCGAGAGAUCUCUGUCCAUUCUUUUCAAAAGCGUGAAAUCGGCUUCCUUCAGUUUCGCCGGAUCUAGAAUCCUUAGCGGGGAAACAUAUUAUUAGACAGGGGUUGUCUGCCAACUUGUUAUGUUGUAAACUUUCUGGUCAGCAAAACAUUCUUUGGAAGCUUGGAAGCCACGUUCUCUCUUUUUCUAAAAAAGUGAAGGCUUGCUCGUCCGGAUACAUGAGGGGAAAAAUAAACGGCGCCGUUUUCUUUUCAUCUAUUAAAUUAUGUCGUUGAACAUUUGCGGUUGAUAUCCUGUUUGUGUGGUCGACGAUUCUCGACCCAAAAAAAAACUGGUUAAGCAUCCGAAAAUCACAUUUAAGUAUCGUAUCACUACGCGAAUUCGGCCUUUUGGGUUUUCCUAUUGAAUGGGCACACUGAGAUAUUAUACGGGCUUAGUUUCUCCUCCAAGAACAAGAUUCUGCUCUUUUAGAAUCGUUUCUUCAUCUUCACCAGUGGGUAUAUCGAGACAGCAAACAUUGGAGCAAGUGGACAAGGAGCUUGCCAAGGGAGAUGAAAGAGCAGCACUCUCUCUUGUCAAGGAUUUGCAGGGAAAGCCCGGUGGCCUUCGAUGUUUCGGCGCUGCAAGGCAGGUGCCCCAAAGGCUUUACACAUUGGAUGAACUGAAGCUGAAUGGAAUAGAGACAGCUUCUCUGUUGUCCCCUGUGGAUGCAACCCUCGGUUCCAUUGAAAGAAACCUGCAACUUGCUGCUGCUCUUGGUGGGAUUGCUGCUUGGAAUGCUUUUGGGUUUAGCCCACAGCAGCUAUUCUAUUUUUCUCUGGGAUUGUUGUUUUUAUGGACAUUCGACGCGGUCUCUUUUAAUGGAGGAGUUGGGAGCUUGGUUCUUGAUACAAUUGGUCAUACAUUUAGUCAGAAGUACCACAAUAGGGUUAUUCAACAUGAAGCUGGCCAUUUCUUAAUUGCCUAUUUGGUAGGUAUUCUUCCAAAGGGUUAUACACUAUCUAGUUUGGAAGCUUUACAGAAGGAAGGAUCUCUCAAUGUUCAAGCAGGGACUGCUUUUGUGGACCUGGAAUUUCUUGAAGAAGUAGGUUGUUUUUCCAAUCAGAAUGUUAAUGCAGGAAAAGUAUCUGCUUUGACAUUGAACAAAUUCUCGUGCAUUGCGCUUGCUGGUGUAGCAACCGAGUACCUUCUAUAUGGGUAUGCAGAGGGAGGACUUGCUGAUAUUAACAAGUUGGACAUGCUGCUCAAGAGCUUAGGCUUUACCCAGAAGAAAGCAGAUUCUCAAGUCAGAUGGUCUGUAUUGAACACUAUCUUGAUUUUGCGUAGACACGAGGGAGCCAGAGCUAAACUUGCAGAAGCCAUGACCAUGGGAAGAUCUAUAGGAUCUUGCAUUGCCAUCAUAGAAGAUACUGUAGAUGAUGCGGAUAUUUAACUGAACUGGGACAUAGAUUCUUCCUAAAAUUUACAUUCCUUAAUAGAUUUUCUUUUUUUCUCAAGAAAAUGUCAUACUUCCUGUAUACUCUUGAAGUUUUAUUUUCCCCUAAGUUGCCAAUAAAAAUUAUAUAUAUGUGUGAAGGACCAUGCGUCCUAAUUCUUUUUC